AUAUGAUACUCCAUAUCCAUACUCAUCUUUUCUCCCCACCAUUAAUCCACAACAGCUGUACCACUCACUCUCUACAGUUCCAAAAAGAAAAAUAAUGGAAGCCCUCUUGUCCGAAUUCACACUCCUCUCCGACCAAGCCCUCUGCGACAAAAGCUUCGAUCCGUCGACAAUCGAAGGGCUGAUGAAGCUCUUCGAGGUGGAGGCCUACAAGGAGUGGGCCCAGCUUGAGCUGGAGUGCCGCAACGAAGCUCAGAGCGCCGAAGACUGCAUUGAGGAAGCCGAGGAUCACCUCGAAUCCGUAAUGGAGAGCGCCAUGGCGGAGUUUCGGCUCUUCGAGGAGGAGAUGAAUCAGACCCUUAAGGCCGAGCACGACAGCCUCGUCAGCGUCGCCGAUGCCGCCCGCAGAAUGGGUAACACUUUGGAGAAGGCUGCCAAUUUCGCCUCCAAAAAGUAUGUCGAUGCCGCCGUCAAUUCCGCCGCGGCUUCCAUGAGAUCUGCCAUCAGAGCUGUCGCUGCCGCCGCCUCUAAAAAGGUUCAUCCUUCCUAGAUUUGGUUCUGUUAUUGAUAUAGAUUAUAUGUAUACAUAUGUCAUUUGUUCUCGGAUUACACUUUUAUGCCUGUGAAAUCUUGUUUCAUCCAGAACUCAGAUCUUCUAUUUCAUAAUCUUCGUUGUAUUGUCCAUGAUUAAUUGUGGACUGAUUUAAUAAUAAAAUGUGAGUGAAAUUAGUCA
This is a messenger RNA of Salvia hispanica, 730 nucleotides long. RefSeq names its product maternal effect embryo arrest 9 (gene MEE9). The record is from RefSeq and is a predicted model, not a curated record. NCBI's taxonomy places the organism in Eukaryota, Viridiplantae, Streptophyta, Magnoliopsida, Lamiales, Lamiaceae.